AUGGCACCUGCAAGCCACAUGAACUAUCAGAAGGACGAGAGAGUCCUUUGUUUCCACCAUGAGAUUCUCUAUGAAGCAAAAAUUCUUGACCUGAGGCACAUUGAUCCGGAUGACCGCAAGAGUCCGUACGAGUACCUUGUCCACUACAAGGGGUGGAAGAACACAUGGGACGAUUGGGUCCCGCAAGAUCGACUUCGUAAAUUUACAGAUGAGAAUCGAGAGUUGGCCACAACUCUUCGUCGUGAGGCCGAGGCUGCGUUCCGCCAAAAGAACGUGAAACCCACUGUGAAGAAACGGGGAGGCUCCGAUCGCAGUUCCGCCCGGGACAGUGAGGAGAGGCAAACUUCAGUUCCGGGCCGCGGGACGAAGAGAGCACGAGAAAAUGAUAUUGAAAAGGAGGAGAGCUUCUAUGUCCGGCCAUCAGUGCGGAUUGCCAUGCCCGAUAAUUUGAAAUCUCUUCUGGUCGAUGAUUGGGAGAAUAUCACUAAGAACCAGCAAGUGGUGGCACUGCCAGCCAAAUGUUCAGUUAGCCAGAUUUUGGACGAUUAUGUCGAGGAGGAGAAGCCCAAGAGGACAAGCACGGCUGACCUAGAUGUUCUUGAUGAGAUCGUCAUGGGUAUUCGCGAAUACUUCUACAAGGCACUAGACAAGAUCCUCCUCUAUCGCUUUGAAAGGGAACAGUAUCGUGUGAUCCGCAAGAGGUGGGAAGAUGGCAAUGGGGAUUGGGCCGAUAAAGGUCCCCUUGAGACCUAUGGCGCCGAGCAUCUGACACGGCUUUUUGCGACUAUGCCUGAGCUCAUCGCCCAGACAAACAUGGACGCUCAAUCCACAACCAGGCUUCGGGAAGAGCUCUCUAAGUUCACACUCUGGUUGAGCCGCAAUUCGGCCAAGUACUUUGCAACUAGGUACACGAAUGCCAGCAACGAGUAUAUCGAAAAGUCGCGCGGGGCUCCAAAUCCAGCUCCGGCCACCGCUACCUCGCGUCUUGUCUGA
Messenger RNA from Aspergillus aculeatinus CBS 121060, 993 nucleotides. RefSeq names its product MRG family protein. The record is from RefSeq and is a predicted model, not a curated record. Gene Ontology annotation, cellular component: Rpd3S complex; NuA4 histone acetyltransferase complex; nucleus. Gene Ontology annotation, biological process: chromatin organization; regulation of DNA-templated transcription. The coding region runs from base 1 to 993 and encodes 330 amino acids. NCBI's taxonomy places the organism in Eukaryota, Fungi, Ascomycota, Eurotiomycetes, Eurotiales, Aspergillaceae. The transcript has 4 exons.